GACUGCCAGCAGUGACAGCAAGAAAAUAAUGGACGGACGAAGCAAGCGAAGCAAAUCAUCUCAGUUUUCGACUUUGUUUACAAAAGAGUGCUAAAUAAAUACUCAUGUAGUAAUUAAUACAAUUUGUUUUGUAGUAGACAACAUUGAUGCCAAUGGAUUAAAAAGUAAUUAUCGUAUAAUACAAUGGAGUAUCAUUACCAAGAUCUUUGUAUGCCAACAAAUCAUCUUAUGCCUGACCCGUAUGCUGCAGAGUAUACUCCACAAUACCUACUGCCGACUCAUGAGGCGGAGUAUGAAGUACGGAGUACUGUGCUGGUGGAUGGCGGAGAUAGAUUUGGUGUGUCUGCUGUGGUGUUUGAUAAAUAUGAAGAGUUAAUAUGGAUGGGUAACCAAGGUGGUCAUGUGACAUCUUAUUAUGGUGCAAACAUGCAGAAGUAUACUUCAUUUCAAGUCCAUCAAUCAGAGGAAGUGAGAGACAUACUAACUGUUGAACAGGGAAUCUAUGCAUUGACUAAGACUAGUCUAAGGCAUCAAAUACGUAGAGGCAUUCCGAAGCACACAUUUAGGUCACAAAAUAUGACUGAUAUGCAAUGUUUGUAUCAAGUCAGCCCAACAAAACUCAUGAUGGGUGGGCAUCAAGAGAAGUUAAUUGAUUUGGAUCUCACAAAGAUGAUUGAAACAGUUCUUCCAAUACAAGCAGAAGGCUGUGCAGUAUUAAGAAGUGGGGGUGGUACUCUAGUAGCCUGUGGAAGUGCAAAUGGUACAGUUGCUCUUCGUGAUCUCCGGUCUCCUUCAGCUUCAGAACAAGUGUUCAAGGCUCACACUGCUUGCUUGUCCGACUUGGACAUGCAAGGGGACUUGCUCAUCACUUGUGGAUUUACAGAAUCUGUUAACGGCGUGGCAGUGGCCGAGCCGUACGUGGUAAUAUGGGACGUACGCUGUCUCCGCGGCAGCAACAAGAUAGAAGGCGCGUGGUCCAUACAAACCGCUUCGCCGCCACUUCUAUUACAUUUCCUGCCCGCGUUCUCCGGUCGCGCUGUUGCGUUGUCAGGAGACGGUCAUGUUGCGUUGUUACAUGUUAACGCGCCUGAUGAAGAGCAGUCAGUGUUUCAAGUGGACACUCACAGUUCGCUGUGCAGCGUGAUGGAUGUAUCGUCGACGAGUCAAGCGCUAGUGUUCGGAGACCAAGCAGGACAUCUGCAUCUGUUCUCACCGCAGCACAAUCACGAACCUGUGUUUAAUAAUUUUUCCAGAGCAACGGAAUUCGCUGAUCAAGUAGUGGGGUUACCGUACGUGAGCUUCAACGACACCACUUUCCAGCACUCGUCCGUGCCGCUGCCGCCGCUCGCCUCCGGCAACAAGUGGUUCAACGCCUUACCUGAAGAGUUCUUCAAGAAGGUCUUCAGGAAACCAAAACCAAUAGACGCCGAAGUGUUGAAGUCGAUGAAAAUGCAAGGCCCGAUCGGCUACGCGCCAAACCCUAGAACGACGAAACGUAAUCAGAUGCCGUAUAUUGAAGACAAUCUAGAAGACUUGGUGGCUUCGCGGCAGAUUGAGAAUAAGUUCAUGUCUCAACCCGUUCCUAAGUAUUAUCAAAAGUUGGACCUUCGGUACAAUAAACACGCGUCUAACGAUGAUUUGGAGCUGUUCAACAAGACUGGGUUUCCAGGACUAGAGUCCACACUCCCGAACUCUUACUGCAAUGCGAUGCUUCAGGUUUUGUAUUACACCAUUCCGGUCAGGGUGGCGUUGUUGGCUCAUUCAUGCGCUAAAGAAUUCUGUCUUAGUUGUCAGUUAGGUUAUCUAUUCAGGACGCUAGAUUCAUCUGGCGGCACGCCGUGUCAAGCGACCAACUUUCUACGUGCGUUCAGAACUAUACCGGAAGCGGCUGCGUUAGGGCUCAUACUGCCAGACCGCGGAGCCGACACUAGAGUGGAUUUAAUGGCAUUGGUGCAGAGUUGGAAUCGCUUCAUACUACACCAGAUCCACUACGAAAUCCUCGAAACGCGCAAGAAAGAGAAAGCGCUGUUGGCCCAUAACGCGAGCAGUCCGCCAAAAGGCCGAAUGGUACCUAAGCCGAGAAGUUUGGGCGGUAUGAACGGGCAAUAUGAUGAGUAUCAAUACACAGAGUUGGAGUUCUUAGGGCCUAAUACCGAUUUCGAACAAGAAGAGAGGGAGGAUGGAUGGAAUGCGAAUAAUGAAGUCAUGUUUGGACCUACGGACUAUUUAGCACUGGUAGGAGAAAACGAGCAAACCAAUGAGAAUCUUGAAUUGGCUAGCGAGAAACAGACGGAACGAGAGGAGUCUGAAAUAUCGCAGCUCUUCGCGAUUGGGCGCCAUCAGCUGAAUAGGUGCCUUAAAUGUAACAAGGAGGAAGAAAGGGAAUCGGUGGUGCUAGCGUGCGCCCUGCAGUACCCAGGCGGGGCCGCGCGCGAGGGCGAGGCGCGCGGGUUCGCGGAGCUGCUGCGGGCUUCGCUGGCCGCGCGCCGCAGCACGCCCGCCUGGUGCGACCACUGCGGGAGAUUCACGCCCACCACGCAGCGGGGCAGGGUUGUGAGAUUACCACCAAUUUUAGCGAUAAACUGUGGCGGUGUGACGGCUCAUGAGAAAGCAUAUUGGGCUAAAGGAUCACAAAAAGACAUGCCAGAAACAGUAAAGAGGGGAAGUAGUGGCAAGCCUUGUCGAUACGGGCUUCAUUGCGCUCGACUCGGGUGUAGAUUCAAACAUCCCGAAAGGCCCGGCAGCCAGUCGAUGUCGUCAAAGUCAAGUCAGGAUUCCCACUGCCUGUUGCCACAUCAGUUGUUGAUCAGAUUGCAGUCUGAUGGAGAUGUCCUUAUCAACGACAAGGGCGACCAAUCCCCAAGCGAACCCCUCACGCCCACAGCCCGUCUGGAUAAACACAAGAAGAAAGUAACCACUCAGUCCGAAGAGGAAUACACUCUGUUCGCAGCCGUGGUCGCGGUGGAGGACAACCCUAAGAAUCUUGUGGCGUAUAUACAGACGGGGAGGGAGGGGGAACAGUGGCAUAUGUUUAACGACUUAUGCAUCGUGCCAGUGAGUCCGGAAGAAGUUGUCCAAUUCAGCGCGUGGUGGAAAUCUCCAUGCGUGGUGUUCUACGCGAGCCCCGCCGCGUCGCACGCCUCAUAGCCGAUGUUGUAUGGGGCCUAUAGCCAAGGAGCUAUGGCCCCAUACGAAAUGAAUGAAGUCUAUUAUCCUCUUCCUCUACCGAUCGAUGAACGAUAUAGUUACAUUCAAUAGUGUCAGACGGUGUGGCGUUAACCAUAAACGAAUAAGAGAUAUUAUGUUUACAGUUCAACUUUGCCUUGAGGCGAGUACUGAAUACCUGUUGACUAGUAUUUAGUCCAAAUUGUACCCAAAAUUGGAUAUAUUAAGGCUCAAUUUAGCUACUACUGUUUUAAAAGAUGAUUCCUAUGCACAAAUGGCAAAUAUUAAAGUACUGAAUAAAAAAACAUAUUUAAAUUGUGAUAGUUAAGCUAGAUAAUUAGGUUAAGUUCUGUCAGUAAUAACUAUAUUUGGCCAACUCAUGACAAAGAUCAGUGUAUUUUUUUACAGAUUUAUUCAGGCUAUUUUAUUCUAUACAAUGUGAGAAAAAAAUGCUUAUUUGCAAAAAGUUGUGAGCCGUAUGGAAUAUAUUUAAAAAAAUUAAUAUUUAAAAUUUUUUUAAAAGACAGAAUCCGUCAAAAAUGCUUGCGCUUCCAUACUUUUUUUUUAAUACUCGGUUGUGAUUUUAUUUAAAAUCCAUUAUUUGAUAUCACUGCGUAGUGCGAGUUUUAUUCCAACUCUGAUCGACUUUGGAUGUUGCCAACCAAUCGCAUUGCGGAAUUGAUAAAACUCGCACUAAACACUCAGCUUUUAGUGCGGGUUUUUCGCCAUCGAAUCAUUACGCAAUGAGACCCAACCAAAUACUCUUAUCUUAUUACAUGCUUGUCGUCGCGUCACAAUGCCGCUAAUGCGUUUGGUUGGUUGCAUCUCACUGCGAAAAUACGCGAUAAGUGAAUUGUAAACCCGCACUAAGGCCAUACUAUAAAUUUCUCAAUUUUCAGAUUUUCAAUAAAUUAUUAAAAUGUUGCGAUGUAAACAUAGACUAUGGUGGCUGGUUACAAAUACAUUUUUAAGAAUA
Molecule: messenger RNA, 4141 nt
Organism: Plodia interpunctella (Indianmeal moth)
Lineage: Eukaryota; Metazoa; Arthropoda; Insecta; Lepidoptera; Pyralidae
Gene: PAN2
Product: Poly(A)-binding protein-dependent poly(A) ribonuclease 2
Exons: 23
Coding region: 184-3147 (987 amino acids)
Biological process (GO): nuclear-transcribed mRNA poly(A) tail shortening
Cellular component (GO): P-body; PAN complex
Molecular function (GO): protein binding; poly(A)-specific ribonuclease activity
Source: RefSeq, a predicted model, not a curated record